Messenger RNA from Rhododendron vialii, 2902 nucleotides. RefSeq names its product receptor-like serine/threonine-protein kinase NCRK. The record is from RefSeq and is a predicted model, not a curated record. Gene Ontology annotation, biological process: protein phosphorylation. NCBI's taxonomy places the organism in Eukaryota, Viridiplantae, Streptophyta, Magnoliopsida, Ericales, Ericaceae. Gene Ontology annotation, molecular function: protein kinase activity; ATP binding. Bases 726 to 2546 code for a protein of 606 amino acids. The transcript has 14 exons.
CCACCGUAUAAAAAGCGUAAAUCGGUUGGAGGAUAGAAAAAAAGAAAUUAGAAGUGGGAACCACAGUAUUAACGACCUCCUCUACUCUACGGUAAUAAAGGAGAGAGACUUCAGACUAGCUGAGCGCCAUCUUCGACAUUUGUACUCCAGUCCGAAGAGCUCUCUCUUUACAGCUCGUUCGAAGGUGUUCGAAUGUUCGAAUCGAUUGGUUUUCAAGGUUCACUCACAGAUCCCUAGCUUAAACUUGAGCUUAUGUGCUCAAUGGUUGAUUUGUACAAAGAAAUACAUACACUCCUGCAACACGGUCACGCAUUUCGAUCGUAAGAAGUGCUCAGUAACCAGGGAAGUGACGAGGGACUAGUUACGGUUGUGGAUGAAGGAACAGUUUCCGAGGUUCAAACCCUAAUUUCUCGACUCUUUCGUUGAGCAGGUUGCUGGAAAAUUGAUUAACUGUGACUCCUUUGGGCCUGUAGCUUUGCUGUCCCGAACACUAAAGUUAUCAAGAAAAAAUGAUAAAACUGAGGCACACCAAGUCAGAGUUCUUCUUCGUUUGUACCUCACCUUGACAAGUUGUACUGCUCUGGGUGUGCUUUUGCUGUCAUCUGAAUUCAAGUGGUUUAUACUAUGAAAGAUGUUAACAGCCACCAAAUUGGAGAUUUUGGAUGUUUGAUGGGUGUGUUUCUCGUUGUUAUUAAGCUUUCAGUACAGAAUUUGGGCUAGAAUAAAUGAAGCUCCAAGCAGCAGUUGCCCUUGCUUGUCUCAUUUGCAUGACCUGGAUUCAACAAAUUAUUUGUGAUGAAGUUUCUAAUACAUCCAACAUGAACAAGUGGACUUGUACCUGUUCUUCGGCAUAUCAGGGGAACCAGGGCUUUCCUAUUGAAACCAACUGCUCUAGCUCAUGUGACUGCAGUCCUGAGGGAGCAAGUAAAGAUAAUUGGACUUGCUUGUGUGGUGGUUCUGGGUUCCCUGAAGUAGCAGCUAGCAAUCACAGCACGAGCUGCUUUACAGCCUGCAAUUGCACUUCUGGCUUGUCUGAACAGCUGGAUUUGUCGAAGAAGCAUCUUUCCAUUAAAAUUCUUGUGAUCAUUCUGUUAACAUGUGUUCUGUUCACUACUCUGGCAUUUAUUGCUUCAGUGGCAUGCUAUGUCUACGGAAGGGAAAAAUGUCAUGUACAAAGAUCUCUUUUCUUAUCAGACAACUAUACAAGUUACAAUAGUGCUACAAACCUUAUAAGUCACAGAACUUCUUCAGCACCUGGAUCAAGAGUUUAUACUGGUUCACCAAUUAAACCUAUCACAGGUUGCAUUCGAUUACUAUUCAGAAGCAAUACAGAAACAAUACAUGGGACAAUUCUACAAUUUUCCUAUCCUGAGCUGGAGGAUGCAACCAAUAAGUUCUCUGAUUCUAAUUUGAUAGGUGUUGGGGGCAGCAGUCAUGUGUACCGUGGUCAUCUUAAAGACGGUAAAACCGUGGCAGUUAAGCGACUGAAAACUCAAGGAGGGCCAGACUCUGAAGCUAUUUUUUUAAAAGAGAUUGAGUUGAUAGCAAGACUCCAUCAUUGUCAUGUUUUGCCUUUGCUGGGCUACUGCUCAGAAAACCAAGGAAAGCAUGUUGAGAGGCUGCUUGUAUUUGAGUAUAUGUGCAACGGUAAUCUGAGAGAGUGUUUGGAUGGGGCUUUGGGGAAAAACCUGGAUUGGGCUACUCGUGUCGCAAUUGCACUUGGAGCUGCCAAGGGUUUGGAAUAUCUCCAUGAAGCAGCUGCACCAAAAAUUUUGCACAGAGAUGUCAAAUCUACAAAUAUCCUCUUGGACGAGAACUGGAGAGCCAAGAUUACUGAUCUGGGGAUGGCCAAACAUUUGAUGACUGAUGACAUUCCCAGCCAUCCCAGUUCUCCGGCUAGAAUGCAAGGGACUUUUGGCUAUUUUGCUCCAGAGUAUGCGAUUGUUGGAAGAGCUUCUCUUAAGUCUGAUGUUUUCAGUUUUGGCGUAGUUCUUCUUGAGCUGAUCUGUGGUCGGCAACCCAUCCAUAAAACAGCCAACAAAGCAGAAGAGAGCCUUGUCAUUUGGGCUACCCCUCGUUUACUGGAUAGUGGGCGAGUGAUUAUGGAGCUUCCUGACCCGCAACUGAAAGGGAAUUUCCCAGAAGAAGAGAUGCAUAUAAUGGCUUACUUAGCAAAGGAGUGUUUGUUGUUGGAUCCUGAUUCUCGACCAUCUAUGAGUGAGGUUGUGCAAAUACUUUCAACUAUUGCUCCAGAAAAAUCUAGGAGGCAAAACUUUCCCAUAUAUCUUUAUCCGAGCUCCACUCAUCUCAUUAAAGAUGAUGUUGACAUCGAGACGGCUGACAAACAAACUGAGAGUCAUGUUGAAAUAGAGGAGCUCAAGCGAGUCGUUUCCAGUCAUGGAAAAGAAGUAAACACCUUUUCCGCUGAGCAAAUUAAUGAAUUGUUUCUCGUUUCUUCGAAGGCUAGAAGUUGGCAUUCCCAAGAUGUUGAAGCAGUGGACUUAUCCGAGCCCAGGUUUGAAUCGUUCUGCAUGGAAAAUUUUUAGGUCCCGCUGAAUAAUUACAACUUGCUAACGAGUGAAGGUGCUACAGCAGAAUUGGCACAUCGAAUCUAGGUAACACUCAUUUUGGGGGCACACAUUUACUUCACUUACUUUCUUAUUGUGCUUCCUUGUUAAUAGAGGGAAACUGUAAACAAUCUGUUAGAAAAUUGAUUUGUGGUUACCUUCUGGGUUCUAAGUUGUUCACAGAGCAAAGUGAGAGGAAUAUGGGUAACUGUUUUAGCAAUGACUUGUGGUAGAAUUUUCUAUUUGAUUUUUUUUUGUCACAGGACCCAUCAUAAAGCAGUUGUUUAUCAAUUUAUUCUUUAAUGUAAAUUAUUUAUUUGUUAAUACCAAAAAGA